Molecule: messenger RNA, 1332 nt
Organism: Sinocyclocheilus grahami
Lineage: Eukaryota; Metazoa; Chordata; Actinopteri; Cypriniformes; Cyprinidae
Exons: 4
Coding region: 1-1200 (399 amino acids)
Source: RefSeq, a predicted model, not a curated record
AUGCGCAGUCUUCACAAAGAUGAUCGCUCAGGAACCGUAUUAGAUGAAAUCACAGAGGCAGGCCUAAUCCAUAAAUAUUUCUCAGAAGGCCACACAUAUGAAGUGAUCCUUGAUUUUCUUGGAACAAUGCAUAACAUUUUCCUGAGUCUGAGCACCUUAAAGAGAAGACUAAGGAAUGCAGGCCUAACAAGGAGGACAGACUAUACUCCCAUUAGCACUGUGAAUGCAGCUAUAACACAUGAAUUUACAGGCUCAGGUCAGCUUUUAGGUUACAGAGCUCUGUGGCAGACAUUGCAACAGAAGUAUUUCCUGAUGGUUAAAAGGGAUGAUAUAAUGCAUGCAAUUCGUAGACUGGACCCAUCUGGAGUUCAGCUUCGCCAUAGACACAGGUUUGUCCGAAGAGGAUACUUUACAGCAGGACCAAACCAAGUGUGGCAUGUCGAGGCGGAUGAUAAGCUCAAACCAUUUAGUGUUGCCAUCAGAGGCUGCAUUGAUGGGUUUUCUAGGAAAGGGAUGUGGCUCAGAAGUGGCAGCUCUAAUAACGACCCAGGGGUAAUUGCUUACCAUUACCUGCAGUGUGUAUCAGAGUUUGGAGUUCCAGCACGCCUUCGCACAGACUGUGGGACAGAAAAUGGCACUAUGAUAGCCAUUCACUGUGCAUUAAGAGCACAGCAUACAGAUGACUUUGCAGGAGCCCUCAUUCACAUGUAUGGCACUUCAACUGCAAAUCAGCGAAUCGAAAGUUGGUGGUCCUUUUUUAGAAAGCAAAGGACUCAGUUCUGGAUUGAUCGCUUCAGUGACCUGAGAGAGAGGCACUUUUUCAGUGGCAGCCAUGAGCACAAGUGCCUUCUACGGUAUGUCUUCUUGAGCAUCGUGCAGAAAGACCUUGAUGAGUACAGAGAACUUUGGAAUAACCACACCAUACGACCUGUUCGUCAGUCUUCUUGUCAUUCUGGUAAACCAGAAGCCAUGUAUCACCUGCCUCACAGGUUUGAUGCAAGGGACUGUGGAUUCCCAGUGUCACAGGAAGUUAUUCAAGAGUUUGAGGACAUUCUGCCACCACAGUGCAGUCUUUGUGGUGAUCGUAAUCUCCAAGUUAAUUUUUCGGAUUUGCAGAGACAGAGUGGGCUUUCUCCACCAGUCAACUGGAUAACUGCUGUUGAAAAUUACAUAACACUUAAAAAUAUGUCCAGAUUUUAAAAUCAUCAGUUCAAAGAACAACUUUAUUUGCUCACUGCAUAUGUCAUCAGUGUUUUACUGAACAUCAAUCAUUUAAACUGUGUAUAACAAAAUCUUAAGUUUUGUGCAAAGAACAUGCCAUGCAUUUCUGUU